Dibothriocephalus latus is the source of this 615-nucleotide messenger RNA. Lineage: Eukaryota; Metazoa; Platyhelminthes; Cestoda; Diphyllobothriidea; Diphyllobothriidae. The record is from the annotation of a GenBank genome assembly.
AUGUUUCUCAACUGGCUACAUGCAUUAGCACUUCCUUUUUCCGCCUUUAGGCUUUUCAUAAACAACGUUCCUCAGUCAGUGAAGGAUGAAUGGAGGACAAACUUCGUGCGCAUAUUUGCCGAACUGGAGUUGGCCCACUGGUACUACCUGGACAACUGUCUCAAGGACGCCUCAGUGGGCAUCGACUUCUUCGGAUUUUGCCAACAGCUAUUUGGACGUUUUCCGCACCUGAUUCCCAAGAAUACAAACUGGAAGGAGAAGUUCCAGGAUUGGAAGUACUACCGUGGAACUACUGCCACAGGCAGUGCAAUCAUCUUGGAUGAAUAUCUCUCUAUGGUUAUGGAAGAGACGGGCCUGGAUAUUGAACACCGUAUGAACGAGAAUCUCUUUUUUGACGCCUUCCUCGGUGAAACAAAACGUCGUGCCUUCAUCGUUGAGGGUUUUCCUCGGACCUCACGUCUGCAACCUUCAACGAAGAAUGAAAUUGAGGCAAGUCCUGCAAUAACCUGGUUCAACAUUGCCAAUCUGCCGGCCCAUGUACAGGAUGAAACGCCGAUGAUUACCAUGAAACUCAAACCGACCAUGUUCUACUGCGUCAUACCGUUUGUGAAGUAA